CCUGAAACCGGAUCUUGGUGUCAGAGCCGCCCCUGCGCCGGGGCGGGCGCCUCAGCCAUGGCCCUGCGCAAGGAGCUGCUCAAGUCCAUCUGGUACGCCUUCACCGCGCUGGACGUGGAGAAGAGCGGCAAGGUCUCCAAGUCCCAACUCAAGGUGCUGUCCCACAACCUGUACACGGUCCUGCACAUCCCCCACGACCCCGUGGCCCUGGAGGAGCACUUCCGGGACGAUGACGAUGGCCCCGUGUCCAGCCAAGGCUACAUGCCCUACCUCAACAAGUACAUCCUAGACAAGGUGGGGAGGGGGGCUUUCGUUAAAGAGCACUUCGAUGAGCUCUGCUGGACGCUGACGGCCAAGAAGAACUAUCGGGCAGAUAGCAAUGGGAACAGCCUGCUCUCCAAUCAGGACGCCUUCCGUCUCUGGUGCCUCUUCAACUUCCUGUCUGAGGACAAGUACCCACUGAUCAUGGUUCCCGAUGAGGUUGAGUAUCUGCUGAAGAAGCUUCUGGGCAGCCUGAGUUUGGAGAUGGGCUUGGGCGAGCUGGAGGAGCUGCUGGCUCAGGAGGCUCAAACUGCCCAGACCUCUGGGGGACUCAGCGUCUGGCAGUUCCUAGAGCUCUUCAACUCUGGCCGCUGCCUGCGGGGUGUGGGUCGGGAGUCCCUCAGCAUGGCCAUCCAAGAAGUCUACCAAGAACUUAUCCAAGAUGUCCUGAAGCAGGGCUAUCUGUGGAAGAGAGGGCACCUGAGGAGGAACUGGGCAGAGCGCUGGUUCCAGCUGCAGCCCAGCUGCCUCUGCUACUUUGGGAGUGAAGAAUGCAAGGAGAAGAGAGGCACCAUCCCUCUGGACGCUCAGUGCUGUGUGGAGGUGCUUCAGGACCGCGAAGGGAAGCGCUGCAUGUUUUGUGUGAAGACAGCUAGCCGCACGUACGAGAUGAGCGCCUCAGACACGCGCCAGCGCCAGGAGUGGACGGCCGCCAUCCAGACGGCCAUCCGGCUGCAGGCGGAGGGGAAGACGUCGCUGCACAAGGACCUGAAGCAGAAACGGCGGGAGCAGAGGGAGCAGCGCGAGCGGCGCCGGGCAGCCAAGGAGGAGGAGCUGCUGCGGCUGCAGCAGCUGCAGGAGGAGAAGGAGAGGAAGCUGCAGGAGCUGGAGCUGCUGCAGGAGGCGCAACGGCAGGCCGAGCGGCUGCUGCAGGAGGAGGAGGAGCGCCGCCGCAGCCAGCACCGCGAGCUGCAGCAGGCUCUGGAGGGCCAGCUGCGGGAGGCGGAGCAGGCCCGGGCCUCUAUGCAGGCGGAGAUGGAGUUGAAGAAGGAAGAGGCGGCCCGGCAACGGCAGCGCAUCGCGGAGCUGGAGGAGAUGCAGGAGCGGCUGCAGGAAGCCCUGCAGCUGGAGGUGAAAGCUAGGCGGGACGAGGAGGCGGUGCGCCUCGCACAGACCAGACUGCUAGAGGAGGAGGAGGAGAAGCUAAAGCAGCUGAUGCACCUGAAGGAGGAGCAGGAGCGCUACAUCGAGCGCGCGCAGCAGGAGAAGCAGGAGCUGCAGCAGGAGAUGGCGCUGCAGAGCCGGUCCCUGCAGCAUGCCCAGCAGCAGCUGGAGGUGGUGCGGCAGAACCGGCAGAGGGCGGAUGAGGACGUGGAGGCUGCCCAGCGGAAGUUGCGCCAGGCUAGCACCAACGUGAGACACUGGAAUGUCCAGAUGAACAGGCUCAUGCAUCCGAUUGAGCCAGGAGACAAGCGACCGACCACCAGCAGCUCCUUCACCGGCUUCCAACCCUCUCCGCUUGCCCGCCGGGACUCCUCUUUAAAACGCCUGACCCGCUGGGGUUCCCAAGGCAGCAGAACCCCUGCAGCCAACAGCAGUGAACAGAAGUCCCUCAAUGGCGGGGAUGAGGCUCCCACCGUGGUUUCCACCUCUCGGGAAGACACACUGGGUCCAGCACCAGAAAAUUAGGCCUCUGAUGACAUCUUGUUCCUCUGAGGCUGUGUCCACUAGGACCCGGCUACAGUGAGCGACUCCAGCCACUGUGUAAGGCCCAGGCCCGACGACCAGAAGCCUGUCCAAGAUAGGAUGUGGUUGUCAUUGUCACCAGGCCCCGACCACAGAGGCUGUGUGGGGGUAUCACUACUUGAGAAUAUGGUUCUGUGCUUCAGUCUCGAGGACCCUGUGACCAGGGUUGGGAAAGGAUCUGAACAAUCAAGACAAAGGUCAUCUGUCCCCAAGACAAAGGUCAUCUGUCCCCAAAGGUCAUCUGCCCUCUCCCCUGCAGACUUCCACCAAGCCAUGGAGGCAUACUUCCAAAUAAAACUGCUCGCAUCUA
Mesocricetus auratus (golden hamster) is the source of this 2317-nucleotide messenger RNA. It is a transcript of the gene Def6, whose product is annotated as DEF6 guanine nucleotide exchange factor. The transcript is spliced from 11 exons. The record is from RefSeq and is a predicted model, not a curated record. The coding region runs from base 58 to 1950 and encodes 630 amino acids. Gene Ontology annotation, cellular component: nucleus; cytoplasm. Lineage: Eukaryota; Metazoa; Chordata; Mammalia; Rodentia; Cricetidae.